Molecule: messenger RNA, 2559 nt
Organism: Trypanosoma brucei brucei TREU927
Lineage: Eukaryota; Euglenozoa; Kinetoplastea; Trypanosomatida; Trypanosomatidae
Exons: 1
Coding region: 1-2559 (852 amino acids)
Molecular function (GO): protein binding
Source: RefSeq, a predicted model, not a curated record
AUGGACGGCUUCACCUCCAACAGCAAGAAAGGCUGGGGAUCUACGCUGGCUGGCAAACAAACCGAGUUCUCACGACGCCGCGCUUCGAUUGAAAGCAGACAGCCAAGCUCAUGUGUAGGAAGAUAUGUAGCAAGCGCGAGAACGUCGCUAGCAUCACAAGAGCAACUGUCCAGGUACAGACGGCUUGCAAGCAACAUGCCGAAGCGUUUCCUCUACAGGCAUCUCUCACUUCGACGGAAAGUUAGGCCUCUUUUCAUCUGUGCCCUUUCGCUGCUUUUCGCUGCCGCCAUGCGCCGCGUCCUGAUCCGGUACCGAAAGCAGGUCCGACUCGAAACCGUUGAAAAAGUAAGGGCUGCUUAUAAGAUUCAAUGUAUGUGGCGUGACCGUCAACAGCGGAAGCGUAUUCGCCAGAGGACUGCAAUUAGUGUGCUCGUUCCAUUCUUGCGAAGUCGGCUGACGCGCAUUUCCAGAAGGAAAGAAUUAGCUGCUCGCUUUUUGCAGCGCGUUUUUCGGUCCCAGAAGGAGCGGCACUUUGUCCACUGGAUGUACAAAAAUAUGAAGUACAAUCAGGCUAUUUCUCUUAUACGGUUCUUUUUGCAACGAUGUGUGGCACAUCGUUGUCGGGAAAACCUUUCGCUUCAACGUGACGAGCGGCGGGCGUACGAGUCCCAAUACGCCUCGAGGGCACUGGCUAUCAUGCGUGAAGAGCGUAUGGAGGUCCUGCAAAUACAACACAUGAUGAGCAGAGUAGCUAACACGGUGUUGACACCCAUGAUCCCGCGUGUGGUGCUUGAAGAUGAGAUACUGCAAACCACUGGUUGUGGCGCCAUUCCACCCCCUCCGCUAAAGGUCGAAGAUGUUGAUAGUGACUGUCUUACGAGGGCAGCAGAGGAAACGGAUGCGCACACUGCUGGGAGUGGCGGAAAGCUGCCUUUAACCAUCAACGAAUUACCGUGGACCUCUGCCCUGCAUAGUGAAGAGGGCACACGACGGUGUCUAGGCGAACUUUUUGAAAGUUGGCUGCCCCAAUGCCCUCGGGCAGGGGGAGAGAAAUUGGACAUUGGUGGUAGGGAAAUAGAUUUGCCCUCGUGUAAGGGCGCGCAAGCGCUUCCUCAGUUAGCAGAAGAUGACACGGGAACUAAAAGGCCACCCCACGUAGUAACUCCGUGCGGGAACGACGGAUCACUUAAACAACUGAUAGGUGCAUUUCUCGAACUCCUCGUAUGCACAGAAUCCGUGGAGCGGAAAGCAGUUGAAGCAGAUAUUCAGCGACGUCGGGGGGAGAUGUUUCGAAGACUAGAUUUCGCUUCAUCACUGAUUCAAUCGGUGGGUACCGCACCGCCGCUUUACGCGAAUCUACUGGUGCAACUGGACGAACCAUGGGUGGUUCGAAAGGCAGAAAAGCUUUUCCGUGAAGAACAGGAAAAGCGUCAUAAGAUGCUAGAGGAGUAUAUGGUUAUCCCACUGCAGUUCUUGGAUCGGCCAAUGCGUAGCGCCGCAGCCGAGGAACGGAGGAAGUGGAUAAAGCAGCGUGUAAAGACACUUAGAGGUUUUAUCGGUAGGCGCGGAGAGGAGACCGGCAACGCUAGGUCUUUUGUGACAAAGAAUGAUGCACAGGGAGGGAGUCCGACCGGACAGUACUCCAUCUCGGGAAAUAUUCCAUGCGAAGUGUACCAGGACACCACUGUUGUGUCGCCGAUUAUGUCAGUUACUGUCCAAGGAUUAGUGUCUCCCCGCCAUCAACGACAAGGAUUACCAUUCAUCACCGUACUACCCUUGCUAACAAAAUCAGGUGCGUCACGUCAUGCACCGCAGCUGCAGCACAGUCGACCCACCUUACAUAGUCAACAUUUUGCCUCAGUUGCGUCCUCAUGGCAUCAGGUGGUGCAAAACCCUUCACGUGAGAGAUUUCCAUCUUAUGAUGUAAACAAUAUUCACAGCACGCUUGCCACGAGCCCACGUGAAACUUCUUUUGAUGUGGAGCGGCGCAGCGAAAUGCUCACCUCAGGUUAUGGUAAUGAAAACUUGGUGGGGCGGAGGUCUUUAGACCCCAUAAGCAAUGGUUCUGGCAGGCAAUAUGUCUACAACACUACUCAUCGUGGAACAUUUACUACAUCUUUAGUCAGCGGGGAGCGAAGUCAAAGGGUGGAAGAACUGGAGGAGAGUGGCACUAAAAGUGGGACUCAGCUACCCCAAAGUGCCAGUCACUUGCCAACAGGCCACUAUUCCUCUGAGGGAUGCACAGUAGCCGAACCACCCAGGGGAGGUGGGCGUUGCGGCGGUAAUGAUCAGGUUAUCCGUAGGGAUGAAACAGGUAUCAGUCAGGGCCACACAACGCAGAAGCCACGUUUUCCACUUUUACGGGUAUCGCGUCAGUUGAGACCAGAACCCAUGCAACCUCUCCAACGAAGUGAAAUAAACCCUCCACCACAGCUCUUUAAGAGUUGCAGUAGUGGGGCUGAUUAUGUACAGCUUCGGCGUAUAUGUCCGGUGGCACCCCACGAUUCAACCACCAUGGGCGGGGUUGGGUCUUCCAGAUUCGGUACUUCUCAACUUUGA